AUGGCUGUACAGGAGGCACAUGGAUGCAGGGGAUUAGACUCUCCUUUGCCGACAAGUGGCAAUACUUCAUUGGACAUGAGUACAACUGUGAUUAAGGAUACCGAGUCAAAGGAACAGCUUGAUAAUCCUGGGGAUGACUUUGCUCCAAAGGCGAGGAAGCCGUACACAAUCUCUAAGCAAAGAGAGAGGUGGACUGAGGAAGAGCACAACAAAUUUCUGGAAGCAUUGAAACUGUACGGCAGGGCCUGGAGAAGAAUCGAAGAGCACGUGGGCACAAAAACUGCAGUCCAAAUUCGAAGCCAUGCUCAAAAAUUUUUCUCCAAGGUCGCUCGUGAGACAAAUAUUGGUGAUGGCAAUUCCAUGAAGUGGAUCGAGAUUCCACCGCCUAGGCCUAAGAGGAGACCCAUGCACCCUUAUCCUCGUAAGAUGGUUUAUCAAGCCAAAACUGAAAUUUCGAUACCCGAAAAAUUUUCGAAUGCCAUGGAGCAAGAGAACCAGUCCCCGACUUCUGUUUUGUCUGGAAUUUGCUCGGACUCAUCAGUCUCGUCUGAAGUUCCUAAACUCGUGUUGGAAGAUGUUGUGAUGUCCCUUUUGCCCGAGCGAGAAAACGAUGAUUCGAGUACAGAUGAGAGGAUAGAUAUUAUGGAAUUGGGUCUUUCUUCCCGAAACAGCACUUCUGCUGUGGAAGACUCGAACGAGUCUCCCACACAAAAAAGCUUGAAGCUUUUUGGUAAGACGUUAUUAAUCAUGGACCCGAACAGGCCAUCUGAUCCCGUCCCAAAAACUUGCAAGCUCGAAUUAUUUUCAGACAAAAGUGAGGAAAAUUGUUCAACUCAGUGGGGUGUCUUGCCUGUAAAUCUUACCAAUGGUGAUUGUAUUUGGGGUGUUUUUACACAUCCGAAUUCUUUUCCUUGGUUGACCCUAUGUAGUAACAAUGCAUUCGGGCCAAACCCGGAAGUGCACAGCCCGACUCCAAUAAGAGCCCGAUCGUUGUGUGAUAAUAAUAACAAUAAGGAAAACCCGGGUGAUAAUGAGAAAGAGGGUUCAUUCACAGGUUCGUGUACUACUAAUUUUAAUUUACCCGACGAGCCUUUCGCCUUUGAACAGAAAGGAGAGGGGAAAUCUUUCUCAUCCCACAAAUCAAGAAAGAAGAGGAUUUCGGGCUUCAUGCCUUACAAAAGGUGUUCGGCCGAGCAGCAUUCGACCCUUUUACUGGCCGAAAGCGGCGAGGAAAGGGAGACACGGCGUGUUCGCCUCUGCUUGUGA
This is a messenger RNA of Striga hermonthica, 1266 nucleotides long. Lineage: Eukaryota; Viridiplantae; Streptophyta; Magnoliopsida; Lamiales; Orobanchaceae. The record is from the annotation of a GenBank genome assembly.